Messenger RNA from Acipenser ruthenus (sterlet), 3450 nucleotides. RefSeq lists its product as uncharacterized. Bases 582 to 3080 code for a protein of 832 amino acids. The transcript is spliced from 11 exons. NCBI's taxonomy places the organism in Eukaryota, Metazoa, Chordata, Actinopteri, Acipenseriformes, Acipenseridae. The record is from RefSeq and is a predicted model, not a curated record.
GAGCAGCCUUGAAACUGGAAACCGCCCCCAUCGAGAUAACAUUCUACCAUUAAGAAUGCAGAAGUUUCACAGGGUCACACAUGACUUCAUAUCCUCGGACGUCCUUCAGUUUUACCAACAGUUUAGAAACUGCGCUAAUAUAGGCAUGCAUAACAAUUAAACAAAUGUCUUACGAAAAGAUCAAUUUUAUUGGCAUAAUUGACAUUAAAAUGUAUCUGACCUGGGUUUUAGGACACAAACCAAUCUGGUCGUUUUAAUUAAGACCCAAUAAACAUAACAUUUCACAACACCGCCACAGUUUAUAUUACUGAUUUGCAUAUUUUGUCACUUCUGUGUAAAAUGUAACAGAACACUAUCGAAAGAAAUAUCUUAUCCUCACCUUUCACAUGACAGACACGGAAACGGUUCGUUGUGCGCUUUGCAUACAUGCUUUGCUAACCAAAUCCAGUUUAACUCAAUUCGAGCUGAGAAAGAACUGUUAAUUGAGCGAUUGAUGCCCCAGGUUGAUUGGGGUAAUUUUUAAAUAUAUCAUUUAUCCUCUUUGCCGGCCGUCACGGUGAGUUGAGAUCGUUUUUCUCAAGAUGUCGGGGAACAUUUGGACUUCAGUAUUUUGCUGUCAUCACCGCAAAGACAAAGAUGUAUCGGAGGAGACAACAGCGGUUCAAAAUUGGUCUGAACAGGACAAAAACAAACGAACAUUUCUUACAAUGGACGUUAAGGGCAAGAACGAGGCGGUUGUUAGUCAAGUAACGGGGGCACACGUAAACGCUGGCUACCAGUCUCCCGAAGGAAUCAACAUCUUUGAACAGAAGGAAACCCAAUCUGUAUCACAGAGUGACGAUGUUGAAUCGGUGUACCAAAGUCGAAUUGCAGUUUUACAGGAGCAGUUGAGUUUUGCUGAAGCAAAAAAUAAAGAACUAUCCAUGCAUGUGGAUCUACUGAAUUCUUCUUUGAGGGAGACUGGUAACAGUUCCCCAAUAGCGGGGAUGGGAGAGGUCUCUCUGAGCGAGUCUGUGAGUGAGUCGGUGAAGCAGCAGUUUGAGGCUGCGGAGAGGGAGAAGAAGGAACUGAAGAUGAGAGUGAGGCAGGCCAACGAGAGCGUCCGAGAUCUCAAACACGAAAUUGCUGUUUUACAGAAGAGGCUGCAGAGUGUAGAGAACCCCCACCCCCCUCCGUCUCACUCCCCCACUCCUCGGCCCCCAACCCCACCUCCUCCUCCUCCCCCUUCACAGCCUCUCAACCCCCUCAGGUCUUUGUUUUCACUAAUUCAGAAGAGAAAAGAGACUAAAGCAAAAGACUCCAUGGAGUGUUUCGAACAGCAAGUGGAGUUGAGAAGUGUUUCAUCAGAGAGUCAAAUUGGUGAAUCCUCCAGCUCAACCUCCCCUCAACAAGCUCCCGGCAUGACGGAGAUGCUGAAGAUGAUAAAGCAUGGAGUUUCAUUGAAGCAUGUGACUUCCUUUCACAAGCAGUCCAAAGACGACCAGCUGGGCUCAGGGAGGAGUUUGAAUCUCGUCGGAGAAGGUGUGGAGCCCGAACUGGAAGGGAUCUUGAGGAGGAGAAAGCAGAGUACAGACAAUUAUAUUUCAGAUGGCUCGCUGGACUCUUUCGAUGUGGAUUCAAUGGGACGCUCAAGUAAGAACAAGUCUCUGGCGAUUGCAGCUAUAAAGAGAAGCCCUGGUAAGGGCAAUCUCAGCUUCCUCUGCAGGGGGUCUGGGGAGGAACAAGCAGACGGGAGCCCAGUCAGUAAAUCUGCAGAAGAUUGUGAUGAUCCUAGAAGAGAUAGCGCUGGGGAUGGGGACAGUACCAGCAACAUUAUCCCAGUUGCAUUUCCAUUGGAUAUUGGCGAUGAUGACUCCCCUGCUAAAUACACAGCAAGAAUCAUUCAGGGACAGCCUGAAGUAAUGCUUCCAAUGGAAGAGAAAGGUCCAGAGGUUCACACAGAUGAUGAAAUCCUUGGGGCGAUCCUCACUGAUCUGAUGACCACCUUGUGGAAUCAAGACUCCAUGGAUCUUCAAGGAGAUGGUGUGGUCCAAGAGGAUGUCCACCUGGAUAAGAAGGGAACCCCCAAAACCAUUGAGGAUGUACCUGAUAAGGUUUUGGAUUCUCCAAGUAGAGAUCAACAGCAAGAGAACCAUAACUGUGACGCAUCUAAGGAUUUGGAGACUCAACCUGUUAUCAAAACCAGUUCCAAAUUUGUAGCGGGGCAAGUGGCGGUACUUGCAGAUGAUCAAAGCCUAACAGUUGACCAUGAAAAAGAUGGGUUUCAAAAUCCAAAUUCAAACCAAGAUGAGAUGGAUCCGCAACAAGGUGACCAAGGACUUGAGAGAGCCAAUGAGGUGGACCUAGAGACUGAACCUUCUUUUAAGACUGAUUGCUCUUCCAAAAUGACAGCAGAACAAGGGGCGGUCCUUGCAUGUGAAGGGCCUUUGAACCAAGUCGAGAUGGAUCGACGAGGGGACAACCCACUUGAGAGAUAUCAAGAAGUUUGCCUGACUGAAACCUCUAAUAAUAUGAAGCUGGGGCAAUUGAAGAUACAAAAUGACCAAAGCCUAAAAGAUAAUGAGGGCGACCAAAAUCCAGCUUUGAUCCAAGAUGAGAUGGGACCAGUUGUCGCUGCAGAUAUUGACCCUUGUGCCUUGAAGCAAGCUGCAGACGUCCUGUUGCACGGGAACAGCGCUGCUGAAUCAUCGAUGGAUGAGUUUGGCUCCCAGUCUGAACCAGCACAACUAAGCCCAGGACCCCAUGCUCAAGGUCUUCGCUCUGCUGGCAGUACGGAUGUAUGGGAUCUGGAACAAGACUCAUCUGAAGAAAGCAACACUGAGAACCAUGAACCAUCUGUUGAAGUCCAGAGUAAAGAGCAAGCUGUUAAAAACCUUGCAUCAUUAGUUCUAGGUAGAGGAGAUUUAGGUCCACCUACAUAUUCUAACAAGCUUCCAAGUGUCACUCUACAAGGGAAUAAUCCGAACUUGAUCAGUCUUGAAAGCCAAGAUAAGGACAUGGUGAAUAACACGAUUUCAUUCUCUCUUGACCAGGAUGUACCUAAAUGCAGUCCAACUGAUUCAGAGAUCUUCUUUUGCUGAUCUCCAACUUUCCUUUUUUUAUGUUUUUACAGCUUAACUGUUUUGUUAAGUAUUUCCCAAGAUGCAUUUUAAUCCAAGACCAGUUAGCCUGCCCCCUUUUUUCUUCUCCUGUUUCAAUAUGUGUAACAACUUGUAUGAUCCGGGCAUGGACAAGAUUUUUAGAUCUUUUUUAAUCCUUGACACAGAUUUAAUAUAUUGCAUGUACACGCUGUAUAACUUUGUACAACCUUUCAUUGCAUUGGAAACUUUAGGGUUAUUUGUGCACUUUUAGUAGAUGACUAUUGUUAAAUGUUUUGAAUAAAAGUUUUUUUUUUUUUCAUACAAAAUUUGAAGUUACUUCUGCUAUAUGUUGAACAGGUUGCUAAUGGCA